Messenger RNA from Chelonus insularis, 1260 nucleotides. RefSeq lists its product as uncharacterized. The coding region runs from base 1 to 1260 and encodes 419 amino acids. The record is from RefSeq and is a predicted model, not a curated record. Gene Ontology annotation, biological process: phospholipid metabolic process; arachidonate secretion. NCBI's taxonomy places the organism in Eukaryota, Metazoa, Arthropoda, Insecta, Hymenoptera, Braconidae. Gene Ontology annotation, molecular function: structural molecule activity; A2-type glycerophospholipase activity. The transcript is spliced from 4 exons.
AUGAGUGCAUUAAACUAUUAUUCUGAUUCAAUAAAAAUGAUGGAGGAGGCUUAUACUCUUCUACCAUCUUUGAAUCAUGAAUCUAGUGAAAUCAUUGAUAAAUGGGUGCGAAUUAGUAGUGACAAUAUUACUACAUUAAACAGACAUUUGCAAUCGAGUGGUUUAUCGGUUGGUGUAAAACAACGAAUUCAAUCGAUAAUUGCAGCACUCGCAACAUUACAUGAAAAGUUUAUAAAUCAUUCAAUCGUUGGAGGAAGCCUUCAGUCAACAGAACAAUUGAUUCGAUGGAAAGAUUUAGAAAAUAUUUUCCAAAAUCGAAUUCGCACUGGUGUUGUCAUUAACUUGCAACAUUUAAAUUUACGAGACUUCUUAUUGGAUGCUAAAAAGCUGAUUACCGAAAAGUUGACAGAUAUAGUAACAAGUGAGGAAAAUUUAAAAGUGAACUUUGUCCUUGCUUGUAAAUUCAGUAAUCAAACAAAUGAUGAAACAGUUGUAGAAAUUAAGUACUUUAAUGUUAAAAACGAAGCAAUUUUGCCGUCAACAGACAUAAAAAAACAUUUUCUGGAAAAUGUUGUUGACAAACUACUAACAAAAGUCGAGGAUUUUCAAGAACAAGAUUCUGGUUGGUCACUUGGAGAAAUUGAAUAUCUGCAAGUCAAUAUUAAUCGUUAUCAACCUCUAUUAGCUGGACAAUCUACAUUUAUACCUCUACCAAAAUUUAUCCAACAAAAAAAAGCAGUACUAAAUAUUAAAAACAACGAUCAAUGUUGUUUCUUUUGGGCUGUUACUGCAGCUCUUUAUCUUGUUUUUAUUUAUGUCAUCUUGCCUGAAAAGCCAUUUGGAUGUACAAUAAGUGCUAAAAGAGUAUUUGUCUUUCCACAAUUUGAUGGACCACAAAUAACACCACGGACACUAUUUGUGCAAAGACGUAUCAAAAAACGAGGUGCUGGUAUUGUUAACACACUUAUAAACAAAUUGCCAUUCGAACUUCAUAUACCCGGAUAUCAUUAUUGUGGUCCGGGAACUAAAUUAAAGGAGAGAUUAGCAUGUGAAGAUCCAGGAAUCAAUCCAUUGGAUGCUGCUUGUAAAGAACACGACAUUGCAUAUUUGCAAAAUCGAGAUAACAUUGAAGCUAGAAACGCAGCUGAUAAAAUACUUGCUGAAAAAUCUUUGAAACGUGUUUUCGCGAGAGACGUAGAUAUUGCUGAACGAAUUGCUCCUUUAGGAAUUUCCAACGUCAUGAAAGUUAAAUCGAAAUGA